Messenger RNA from Exaiptasia diaphana, 2582 nucleotides. RefSeq names its product hemicentin-1. The record is from RefSeq and is a predicted model, not a curated record. Lineage: Eukaryota; Metazoa; Cnidaria; Anthozoa; Actiniaria; Aiptasiidae. The transcript is spliced from 10 exons. The coding region runs from base 87 to 2138 and encodes 683 amino acids.
CGACCGCUCAGCAUAGAGGAAGUUCCCUUUGCUGAUCCUUUGGAGUGUUUACCGCUCAGAGCACUUGUGGAAGCUCACCGACCACGAUGAAGAACACUGCGCUUUGUAGAUGGCUAUUCGCGUUCUUUUUACUUCGAUGUACACAAUGUUUUCCUACAGUCCAUGGUAACUGGUCUCAAUUCUCCGAUUGGUCAAACUGUAGCAGAGAAUGUGGAGGGGGGUUUGAAUUCAGAUAUCGUACGUGUACAAACACGUUUCCCCGAAAUGGCGGGAAACAGUGCGAUGGCACUGGUGUGCAGACACGUGCAUGCCACACCCAUGAGUGUCCACCAAAGAUUUGCUCUUUUGAUCAUCUUGUGAAGUUUGUCGCGGAUCUUUUUCCUGAAAAGAGUUUCGAAGUUAACAAUCAGUUCAUAGGAGCCUUACACCAGGUUACAAGAGCUAAAGAGACCGCUAAAGGAAUAACAAGCAACGUCAGGCUGGAUAAAAGACAUUUAAUCAGACGCAUAAACACAGCCGUCGAUCAAAAAGAGCUUUACUAUGGGCGAGUGAUGCUUGGCUUUUUAAUACAAAGAAAACAAAAUUGUUACGUAAAUGGACAAAGGAUUUUUAAAGAGGUGAAGGAAUCCCUUGGCGAUGAAAGGUUUAAGGAUCUGCUURGUCUGCAUGGCAAUGUCUCGCUAAUCUUUACACUUGACACUACCAAAAGCAUGAAAGAAGAAAUUCCACAGAUAAGAGCACUCGCUAAGGCUCUCAAUAGCUAUAGCAGAAGAACAAAGGUGGAAUACAUUCUUUCAACGUACAACGACCCAGACCACGGCCUGGUGAAAAGAUUUGCAAACGAAGACAAGAGAAAAUUUGACAAUGCAAUUGGCCGUCUGUCGACAUUUGGUGGCGGUGACUGCAAGGAGCCCACAUUUGAAGGAAUCAUCAACGCUAUCGACCUUGGUACUCCAUUUUCAAGCUCUCCAAUCUAUGUAUUCACUGAUUCUCCAUCUAAAGCAAAAGGCUAUCGCACAUGGGAUGCGGUUAUUGGACUUGCACGUGACCAAAUGAUGAACAUUAACUUUUUCUUUAGUUCAUAUGGCUGUGCUAAUCCCAUGUUGGAUAGAGACUACCGCAAURUCAUAGAAGACACUGGUGGCGUAGAACUAUUUUUUUCCUCUCCACUGUCCUUCUUUAGAGCCGAGGAUGUCAUUAAAUCCGAUUUAGAUGGGACUGCAAUCAUUUCAACUGGAAGCUACAAAGGUAGUGAAAUCCGAAUGGCAUCGCGACGAAUUGAGUUCCCAGUCGAUAAAACCAUCCUUCGGCUCAUCGUAUCCAUCUCUGCUGUGUCCAAUCGUUCUGCGGUGAGCCUCUUCGACUCCACUGGCAACAAAAUUCUAAGAAAGCUUCAGAUGUUUGAAGGAGUGCUUUGGAUUGUUGAAAAUCCUGCCAAUGGAACCUGGGCACUAGUAAUUAACCCUUCAGUCAAAACCUGUUUCUAUAUGAUCAAAGCAAGUAAUGUACUGAAUAUCAAUUUUGACCUCAUCUUUGUGAGAACGCCACAGCUGUCACGCCAGCAAGUACAAAUUUCAAAUCCACUUCAAGGCGAAAAGGCAAGAGCAAAGGUAAUUAUUCCUAGACUGUCAAGACUAAAUAAAUCAACACUCAAACUCUAUCUUCUGGACAAGUAUGGCACACCCAUCUCACCACUUCUCUUGAGCAAUGAAGGCGAGGUUACGUUUGACCUCCCCGCCACAAAUUCAUUUAGAAUUCGUCUAACUGGUAAUACAUCAGAUGGUGAACCGUUCAUGCGAACGUCUACAAAUAUUAGACCUUCAAAGGCUAUAUUAAGAACGAAAAUCCUCCCAGAUCUUCUGAACAUUAAGCGAGGACGAAUUUCAUAUUUUCGGGCAAUUAUCGACUAUGCUUCGGAAAGACCUCGGUUAUUCCGAAUAGUUGGAUAUUCGUUUACGAGAGGUAUAAAGUUAACCAUGCGAAGAACAGUGCGGGUUACCAAGUCAAGGCCUGGCUCCAUUCCAGUGUUUAUUGUUACGCGAUUUAAGGUACCUGCUGGUACUGUUGCUAGGAUACACAUCACGGCAAAGAGUCAUGACGUCAGAACUCAUUUACUAGAGAGURUAAUGGUGACAUAAGACAGUGUAAGUUUUUUUUUUUUCAAGAUAUGACGAAAAAUUGAAAUUUGAAAACAAAGAAAGCAACGAUAUCUUACCAAGAAAGAUACAACUUAGUGAUACAUCAGCUUAUGCAUCAAAGUAUUAACAAUUGUUUUUGCUCCCAGUGAAAAUGGAUUUAACAUUUACAAGUUCGAAGCUGAAAACCUUUUACUGUGAUCCACUUAACUCUUCCAUAUCAWCGAAAAGCUCUUAAUUACGAGAAAUUCAAAAUCACACAGCGAGAUACAGAUGCCGAGUGGCUAAAUCACUUAUUGGGCUUUAAAAAAAAUGUACGACCGGAGACAGGCUCUCCUAACAUGUGAAUAUAUUGUUGUUAUAAAUUAUUCUUCGAUUUUGAUGGAAUAGGAUUAUAGAAUAAUCUUAACCAUUUGAACAGAUAAAUCAUAAGGUCCGUCAGAGACA